GGAACGGGACCACGAGAAAAAAAAAACUGAGACAUUGGGAAGAUGCUCACAGUUGUUUCCUCUGGAACACUCUUGUGAAUCGUAUCAUUUCAUGUCUGAGAAAGACCGAGAAGUCUCCAUUAAUAUCACUAUUCUCAAAUUUAAUGUGCAUCCACUCUCACCCUCACAACCUAGAAUCUCUUGGACACUUCUCUAAGCAUCCAAAAGCCAAGUAACCAACACCAACCCCAUAUAUAUAUACUUAAGUUGUCUUGGUUAAAUAUCAGCAAAAGCAAACAAAGAGAAACAAACAGUAGUUCAGCAUCAAGCUAAUCACAUGGCUUUGGCACGUUUGGCAUUGAAAAAUUUGCAGCACAAGGUGUACACUUCCUCUUCCUUGAUUGGCCAUGAUGGUGUGCAUAAGCCGAGGUGGAGCAAUGAGUUGCUCAGAAGGUUUGCUAGUGCUGCAGCCGGUGAUAAGGGAAAAUCUGAAGGCAGUGAAGUUGCUGUGACAGAAGGGAAAAAGUCCAAUAGGUUGUCCCCUACGAGAAGGGGCAGAAGAUGGGGUUGGAGAAAUGAUGAUCGUGAUUUCCCUCCUGCUCUUUAUGAAUUCUUUCCCUCAGGGCUUGGGAAUGCACUGAUGCAGGCAACUGAGAACAUAAACAGGUUGUUUGAGGACAUGAAACUGACACCAUGGUCUCUGAGUGGGCGUGUGAAAGAAAAGGAUGACCAUUACAAACUGCGGUACGAGAUGCCAGGGAUUGCCAAAGAGGAUGUGAAGAUCACCAUUGAUGAUGGGGUGCUGACAAUAAAGGGAGAGCACAAGGAAGAGAAGGAAGAAAGGGAUGAUGAUGAGUAUUGGUCUUCAAGUAGUUAUGGAUACUAUAACACAAGCCUCGUUUUGCCUGAUGAUGCCAAGCCUGAUGAAAUUAAGGCAGAGUUGAAGGACGGUGUCCUUACUGUAAUUGUUCCUAGGACUCAGAAGCCCCAAAAGGAUGUCAAGCAUGUCACAGUACAAUGAUGUAUUUAUAGGGGUGUGCUGUGGUUAUCAACUUUGUGACUUUUGUGUGUGAUUUUGGACCCAAGAGAAAUAACUAAAUAAAAUUUCAGACCUGUUC
This is a messenger RNA of Cajanus cajan (pigeon pea), 1097 nucleotides long. RefSeq names its product HSP20-like chaperones superfamily protein. The record is from RefSeq and is a predicted model, not a curated record. Gene Ontology annotation, biological process: response to heat. NCBI's taxonomy places the organism in Eukaryota, Viridiplantae, Streptophyta, Magnoliopsida, Fabales, Fabaceae.